Messenger RNA from Octopus bimaculoides (California two-spot octopus), 4312 nucleotides. RefSeq lists its product as uncharacterized. Gene Ontology annotation, molecular function: protein dimerization activity; RNA polymerase II cis-regulatory region sequence-specific DNA binding; DNA-binding transcription factor activity, RNA polymerase II-specific. Gene Ontology annotation, cellular component: nucleus. The record is from RefSeq and is a predicted model, not a curated record. NCBI's taxonomy places the organism in Eukaryota, Metazoa, Mollusca, Cephalopoda, Octopoda, Octopodidae. Gene Ontology annotation, biological process: regulation of transcription by RNA polymerase II.
CUUACGUCGCACCACCACUGUCGCCUCUCUCCCUCACACCGUCACUCCAUUAUCAACAUUAUCACCGCCAAGAAGACAGCGAUGUCGUGGAAGGAGAAGACAGAGUGAAGGGGAGUAAGAGCAAUAGUGAAAGGGGGAAACAAACGUACAUAGUGGCGUGGUAUAAUGGCGUGCCUACAACCAGCAGCGAGUAGAGAGACAUUCGGUUUAAAUACCAACUAAAAUAAUCUUUCAAUGUUUAUAUUUUUUUGGUGAAGACAUCUUUAUAACCACCAACUACCAUUUUCCCAUUGUACAUUGGAAUCUCUUGGAUUUUCUUUCCUCUUGUGGGUCAAUAUACUAUUUACAGAGGCCAUCCACUUUUGGAUAGAACCAUUUUAUUCAUAACAUUUGUUACAUCGGCUCCGCUCCGUCUUGUAAAGUGAACGUGCGUUUUUUUCUCUCUCUCCUACCCUCCUCUCUUUCUCAGUCUCUUCCUUUCUCUUUCAUCCUCCUCCCUCUCAAUAUCUCACCCUCUUUUUAUCUCCCUCUUUUCCUCUCUCUGUCUAUAGUAUCUCUCUUUCUCACUCAUCUGUUCCUUAUUCUCCAACAACGAUCAUAUACCAUAAAAUAUUUUUGUGUGUUUGUGUGUAUAUUUAUAUUAUAUAUACACAUAGAUACGUAUACAUACAUAUAUCUACAUACAUACAUUCACAGAAAUCAUUCAUACACUCAGACUACAGACAUAAACCGCCAACAACAAAUAGGCACUUUGGAUAUUUUCUCUCCCCGGGGGGUUUGUUUUGGGGUUUCUUUUUAAUACCCUUGAACCUCUUCAGGGUUUUUUAUAGCUUCUUAACACCCCUUUUUCUCCCUCUGUCCGUGUGUAACCUCUAUUUCUAACUCUUGUUCGACCACUACUAUGUCUGUUUACCCUCGGACAGCUGAAAAGAAACGAAUUAUGCAGGAAUACCGGAUGCGACACGAAGAGAUGACAUCCGUAGCACUAAACAGGCCCCGCCCCCUAUCACCAAAAGCCCAACUUGAACAAGAGAAGCGAAUCCGUCGUGAAAUUGCCAACAGCAAUGAACGGAGACGAAUGCAGAGCAUCAAUGCUGGCUUCCAGUCCCUGAAGACGCUGCUUCCACAUCAUGCUGGCGAGAAGCUCAGUAAGGCAGCAAUCUUGCAGCAGACCUCCGAAUAUAUUUCCAGUCUUGAGAGGGACAAAACUACCGUGAUGGCCGAGAAUGACCGCCUGCGGCAACAACUGAUGAACAUCAAUAAUACUCUAAACUCCAUCAAUGCUGCCGUGGCUGAAGAGUCACCUCCUCCGAAGAGGAAGAAGCGAGAUACAGAAUCCUCUGAUGAAGGUAUUGGACUGUGCGAAGAAAGCACUCAGCUUGAUGAGAUGCGCAAGAAACUGCUUGACAUCCAACUGCACUUUGAUCAAGAGAAACGAAUGAGGCUCAAGUUUGAGGACCGGUCAAGGGCUCUAGAGGCCAAACUGCAGAAGCUCUCCAGCCACGUACUGGACAAAGAAGCUGUGAUGAGUCUAAACGAAGUCGAUGAAAAGCCAAGCCAACCUUUGUUCAACUCCUCCAUGUCCCGGCGUAAUUUAGAGACCAUAGUAGAGGCCAUCCGACACUUGGAAGGGGACCGAAUUGGAUUGGCGUUAGAAGAACAGCAGCACCCAAACAACAACAACAACAACAUGUCACAAUUUGGUGCAGUUGAAUGCAUCAAUGCACCACCUGCACACCAACAUGGCAAUGCAGUGUAUAAUAGCAGUGGCGGAAGAGGGGUAGUUAGCAUCACAGAGCAACAACAGAGGCAGAAGAAGGUGUGCAGCGGGACAGGGGAAACGGUGGGGCCUUGCUCUGUUAUGGGGCCAGGUAAAGAAAGCUGUGUGAAGAUGGGUGGGAGUGGUGGCGGCGGCGGUGGUGGCGGUGUUGUUGGCGGUGACGAAGACAAGGAAAACUGUCACUCUAAAGAUGACGGUGGCACGACUCCACUGUCGUCACCAAUCAACGAUGAGGAGGACGGCAGCGAUGACAUCGAAGAAGAUGAUGAUGACGGUGAUGACAUCACUGACGACGACGACGACGAUGACGUCAUCAACUACAAUGCUGCCGAUGAUGACGGUGAUGAUUGUCAUGAUGAUUGUGUAGAUGAUGAUGAUAACAAUUCAGAACUUGUGUCCCCUGUGGACUUCUCCACGACAGGGCAACAUCACAAUAAUAACAAUGGACAUAAAAACACACUAGUGUUCGCCUCAACCGUCAUCACCACUACCACCACCACCACCACCACAACACCCACUAACUUCAGCCUCAUUAACAACAACAACAACAACAACAACAACAGCAGCAACAACACUUCAUCUUUUUCCAUCCCUCCCUCUUCUCUGUCCAUUCUCUCCUCUACACCGUCUUCAACAUCAUCAUCAUCAUCCUCAUCGUCAUCGUCACCAUCCUCAUCAUCAUCAUCAUCAUCAACAUCAUCGUCGUCCCUUUUGACUGCCGCAGCAUCAAAAACACCAAAACCAACCCUGCAGCAGCAACAGCAGCUCUUGCAUCCGGCGCUUUCUACUGUUGCAGCUGCAGGUGCCACUGCUGCUGAUACUCCGGCCCCGCCUUCAGCUCACUCUCCUGUCCUUGUGGCCACCACUCCUGCUGCCCCACCUAUUGUUCCUGCUGCACACCAUCACCACCACCAACAACAACAACAACAGCAGCAGCAGCAGCAGCAAACACAGCAACAUCGACAACAACUACAACAGCAACACCAUCAUCAUCAUCACCACCACCACCAUCAUCACCAACAAGACCAACAACAACAACAACACCAGCAACACCAACAACACCACCAGCAACAAGUACUAGCCAGUGACUGUACGUCUGUUGUGAAGACCAACCUCUCCAGUAGCUGUUUCAGCACCACCCCCACCAAAUAUCCCACAGCUUCAACACUGUUGCAUCGAGCUCCCCCCUAUGCCAUCAACCAAAUUUAUCAACGCCCGGGUGUCAUUGUGCAUAAAUCAUAGCUUUUAAACAUAGUCAAUGAGGAAUUGGGGGGAAGGAAGGGGGGGACAGUGCCGUAAUAGGUGUGGGACGGGGGAAGGGUUAGGACGGAGAACUGGGUGAUGUUGCUUUUUUUUUGUAUUCUUUUGUUUUAUAUUUCUUUUUUUUUUCCAUGGAGGUGUUGAAGAUUGGGGAGGGCUAACAACUUAUAGAGGGAAAAAUAGUUUAUAAUCAUGGGGGUUGGGGGUGAGGGUGCUUUUUUUUUGUUUUUAUCUACCUAUCCAUUCGUUCACACUCCGUAAUUUAAAGAUAAGGAUUUUUUGUUUUUUUUUUCUUCCCUUCGCUUUCAUUAUAACUUGUCCGAAAAUUUCUUGUCUCAAAAAUUUCAUUUCAUGACAUUUCCCUUUGUCAAGACAUAUAUCUCUCUCUCUACGCUUUUUUUUUUUUGGUUCAUAUAUGUGUAUUUACAUACACAUAUAUAAAUAUAUACACAUACAUGCAUACACGUAUGUACUUGUGCCGGCACAUGCGUCUUGCAUUUUACGUACAUAACGGCAUUUGACUUCUCAUGAGGCAUACAAGCUUUAUAGGGCAUCCUUCUAUUAGCAGGUCCCUUCUUGAACCAUCACCUGCCUGUAAUCUAAAUCCUUAUGAUGUGUUUAUACAACACAAAGAGAUUUUCCUGGAUGUUUUACUUUUUCUCCUGGAAAAAUAAUGUGCCUCAUAAGCUGUCAAAUAUGAUGUGUGUGUGUAUAUAUAUGUGUAUAUGAGUAUAUAUCUAUGUGUGUGUGUGUGUGUGUAUAUAUAUAUAUAUAUAUAUAUAUAUAUAUAUAUAUAUAUAUAUAUAUAUAAUGCAUAUAUAUGCCUAUAUCUUUGGAAAUAUUGACUGCCCACUUUUUAUACCCUCAUUGCAGUUGUUCAUUUUAUGUGUGUAUGUACAUACAUAUACAUGCAUACACAUACACACACACACACACACACACAUACAUCAUUCAAAAAGCAUACCAGAGGAAAGUUUAUCCUCUGAAAAGAACAUUUUCUAUUAAGAAAUUAAAAAAAAAAAUUAAUAAUUAUCAUCAUCAUCAUCAUGAUGGUGAUACUCAACUCCCUGUUCCCUUCUCCCUGCAGAAUUUUUUUUUUUUCCUUUUUGCUAAAACAAAGCCCUACAAAAAAACUGAUGACAUUACACCCUUCCCCCUACCUCGCCUCCCCUUUUUUUCUUUCAAUUUUCGUUCUAUUUUUCUUCCCUUUUUUUUCCCUGAAAUUUUCGUUUAUGUUUUAACGCUUUAUUAAAGCUCUGCAUUGUACUGUUA